AAUAAUACUUGGAACUCAGCAGCAUAGUCUUUUCGAAGCGGCUUUCGGUUUAGCUUCAGAUCCGAGCAUCGUUGGGCGAUAAUCAUGUCAUCUUCCGUAUUCUCCACCGUUCGGUCAUCAUUCUCUCUUCUCGCCUUUAUUUUUCUAUUCAUUUCUCCGGUUUUCGCUUCCGAGUCAGAUCACAAGUAUCAACCUGAUGAUCCAGUUACUUUAUGGGUGAAUAAAGUUGGUCCGUAUAACAAUCCACAAGAAACAUAUAACUAUUACAGCCUUCCUUUUUGUCGUCCGGGAACUAAUCCGGCUCACAAAUGGGGUGGUCUUGGUGAGGUCCUUGGUGGAAAUGAACUGAUCGAUAGCCAAAUUGAUAUAAAGUUCCAAAAGAAUGUGGACAAGGGUACCAUUUGUCGACUGGAACUUGAUGAAGCAAAGGUCAAAGAGUUCGAGGAUGCAAUUGAGAACAGUUAUUGGCUUGAAUUCUUCAUGGAUGACCUGCCUUUAUGGGGCUUUGUUGGCGAGCUGCAUCCUGAUAAGAACAGUGAUAAUGGAAAGCAUGUCAUCUACACACAUAAGAAUAUUGUUAUUAAAUACAAUAAGAAUCAGAUUAUUCAUGUCAAUCUCACUCAGGAGAGUCCGAAACCUCUGGAAGCAGGGAGAAUAUUAGACUUGACAUAUUCUAUCAAAUGGAUUCCAACUAAUGUCACUUUUGCGCGUCGCUUUGAUGUCUAUUUAGACUAUCCUUUUUUCAAUAUGCAGAUCCAUUGGUUCUCUGUUUUCAAUUCGUUCAUGAUGGUUAUCUUCCUCACGGGUUUGGUGUCAAUGAUCUUGAUGCGGACUCUGAGAAAUGACUAUGCUAAGUAUGCUCGGGAAGAUGAUGAUCUGGAAACUUUGGAAAGGGAUGUGAGUGAAGAGUCUGGUUGGAAACUUGUCCAUGGUGAUGUUUUCCGGCCACCUUAUAAUUUGGCUCUGCUUUCUGCUGUUGUUGGCACAGGAGCCCAGUUAGUGUUGCUUGUUCUCCUUGUCAUCUUAUUGGCAAUUGUGGGAACAUUGUAUGUCGGGAGAGGAGCAAUUGUCACAACUUUUAUACUGUGUUAUGCUUUUACAUCGUUCAUUUCUGGUUAUGUGAGUGGUGGGAUGUACUCACGCAAUGGGGGUAAAAGUUGGAUAAAGUCAAUGAUCCUUACUGCGUGUCUGUUCCCAUUUAUGUGCUUUGGGAUUGGUUUCAUCUUGAACACAAUCGCUAUCUUUUAUGGAUCCCUAGCAGCCAUUCCUUUUGGUACAAUGGUGGUUGUAUUUGUAAUUUGGGCUUUCAUUUCAUUCCCCCUGGCCCUUCUUGGUACAGUUGUUGGAAGAAACUGGAGUGGUGCUCCAAAUAAUCCAUGCCGGGUGAAGACCAUUCCUCGCCCCAUUCCAGAGAAGAAAUGGUACCUGACCCCCUCCGUGGUGUCUUUGAUGGGAGGACUUCUGCCAUUUGGCAGCAUAUUUAUCGAAAUGUAUUUUAUCUUCACGUCCUUCUGGAAUUACAAGGUAUAUUAUGUGUAUGGCUUCAUGCUGCUGGUCUUCCUGAUUCUUGUCAUUGUAACCGUUUGUGUGACAAUUGUGGGGACAUAUUUCUUGCUAAAUGCUGAGAACUAUCACUGGCAGUGGACAUCAUUCUUCUCUGCCGCCUCAACAGCAGUCUAUGUGUAUCUGUACUCCAUAUACUAUUACCACGUGAAAACCAAGAUGUCGGGCUUCUUUCAAACCAGCUUCUACUUCGGAUAUACUUUGAUGUUUUGUCUUGGUUUGGGAAUUCUCUGCGGGGCCGUAGGUUAUAUUGGUUCCAAUUUGUUCGUACGGAGGAUCUAUAGAAACAUCAAGUGUGACUAGAGCUUCACUGUCGGGAAGUUGAACCUUCAGCACUUUCUAAUCGUCGAGGCGAUAAGUGCUGAUAGGAAGCUUUCUGAUCAGGUAUGGGGAACACAGCAAAUCCUAUUGAUGAAAUCACAUAGUUUCAUGGUAAACAUGUAUUCUUGGUACUAUGGAACGGGGAAAGCCCAGAGAUUUUUGUAUCGCAUCUUUUUAUUUUUAUUUUUUAUUCUGUCUGUAACUUGAAGCUCUGAUUUAGAUUUCAGAUAUUGUUUUAUAAUUCAGAAGCUAGCUAACGUAUUAGUGUCUUUUCUACUUGUUA
Hibiscus syriacus is the source of this 2167-nucleotide messenger RNA. Its product is annotated as transmembrane 9 superfamily member 1. The coding region runs from base 85 to 1866 and encodes 593 amino acids. Gene Ontology annotation, biological process: protein localization to membrane. The record is from RefSeq and is a predicted model, not a curated record. The transcript is spliced from 12 exons. Gene Ontology annotation, cellular component: membrane; endosome; trans-Golgi network. NCBI's taxonomy places the organism in Eukaryota, Viridiplantae, Streptophyta, Magnoliopsida, Malvales, Malvaceae.